Molecule: messenger RNA, 3334 nt
Organism: Gadus morhua (Atlantic cod)
Lineage: Eukaryota; Metazoa; Chordata; Actinopteri; Gadiformes; Gadidae
Gene: kcnab1b
Product: potassium voltage-gated channel subfamily A regulatory beta subunit 1b
Exons: 17
Coding region: 1310-2536 (408 amino acids)
Biological process (GO): potassium ion transport; transmembrane transport; regulation of potassium ion transmembrane transport
Cellular component (GO): juxtaparanode region of axon; cytoplasm; membrane
Molecular function (GO): transmembrane transporter binding; potassium channel regulator activity; voltage-gated potassium channel activity
Source: RefSeq, a predicted model, not a curated record
UCUCUCUCUCUCUCUCUCUCUCUCUCUCUCUCUCUCUCUCUCUCUCUCUCUCUCAGGAGAUGUGGCGCUAAAGUGAAACAGACUGCAGCUCUUGCAGACAGUUAGUGAGGGACGGUAGCCUGCACACACUCCGUUUCUUCUUCACCCAGACACACCACGCGUUGCUCCAAAGUCUCUCUCUCUCUCUCUCUCUCUCUCUCUCUCUCUCUCUCUCUCUCUCUCUCUCUCUCUCUCUCUCUCUCUCUCUCUCUCUCUCUCUUUCUCUCUCUCUCUUCCUCCACCUCCAUGUGCAUCGGUCCUCUCCCCCUCCACGGGAUGAGGUGCCAGGCACCCGCCUCUCUGCUCCUUCCUCGGCUCUCUCUCGCCUCGUGUUCUCCGCGGUCACCUCGUCAUCCAGCCUCCGUCUGACGGGGCAUCCCUGAGUCGCCCCCUCCCUCCUCCCUCCACCCACAGCCCCUCCAUGCCCUCCUCCAGGACUUUCCCCCCCAGUUUGAGGAAGCCGUAGUCUGGGUCGUUUCUGUGGAGCGCUGCCGCGAAACCUGGUCCCGCUGAGAGUGGAGACCACCAGCACCACCAAGACCACCACCGUCUCCACCACCACCACCACCACCUCGACCAACUCGACCACCACCACCGCGGCUGCUUCUGUUUUCCUCCCUCUCCUCUUCUGGGAGGAUUGGGGUCUGCGUGGGACAUCUGCUGGCGGCACGCUUGCUCUCCUUGGAAGUUGCAGCAUCAGGAGGAGGACAGAUGUCCAUCGUCAGGGGGCUGUUGGUCCCGGGAGCUGAAGUCUGAAGUCUGAAGAGUGCUUUCCACAAGCCAGGCCUGACGACGGUAUCAGCUGCAUUUGGAUCUGAGCAGCAGAGUGGUGCUGAGGACCCUGACAGGGAGAGCAGUCUAUCUCUCGACAGACACACUUUAAGACAGGUGGAAGCCCGUCGCUCUUCCUUCCCACGAGAGCUGCUCACUCCUGUUGACCCCGUAACCGAAGCAUCACGGGUCCACCCUCUCAACUCACUCUGUGUGAGUGCCCCAGUGUGGGUGCCCCCCUGUGAGGGUUUGUUUUUGUGUCCUACGACCUCUUUCCCUUGGAGGAACACCGGGACACACUGCGAGAGCGGGUCAAACGUGGGCCUAGUGCGGUCGCAUUAAACACCGUCCCACCAAACGGCUGUUUGAAACUCUAAUCAACGCUUUCACCGUGUGAAGAAAACAUCAAACCGGCCCGAGAACCCACUGAGGGCAGUGACCGGGGAGCUCCGGUUUGUGUUUUUUCCCCCGCUCCGUCACCGCCACCGUCCCCGCAGCCAUGCAGGUGUCCUUCGCCUGCACCGACCACGGCCUGAAGGCCCCGCGCAACGGCGAGCACAGCAAGCAGAACGCCACCAGCCCCGGCACUACCAGCCACGCACGGGCGCGCUUCCGCACCGUGGCGCUGAUCGCCCGGAGCCUGGGCUCCUUCACGCACCGCUACCACCACAACCUGAAGGAGUCCACCACCAAGCAGACCGGCAUGAAGUACAGGAACCUGGGGAAAUCUGGCCUGCGUGUUUCCUGCCUGGGCCUGGGCACCUGGGUGACGUUUGGUGGGCAGAUCUCAGACGAGGUGGCUGAGCAGCUGAUGACCAUCGCAUACGAGAGCGGCGUCAACCUGUUUGACACCGCCGAGGUCUACGCCGGCGGCAGGGCAGAGAUAAUCCUGGGAAACAUCAUAAAGAAAAAGUGCUGGAGGAGAUCCAGCUUGGUGAUCACCACCAAGCUCUACUGGGGAGGGAAGGCCGAGACAGAGAGGGGGCUCAACAGAAAGCACAUCAUUGAAGGACUGAGGGGCAGCCUCCAGAGGAUGCAGCUGGACUACGUGGACGUGGUGUUCGCCAACCGGCCGGACACCAACACUCCCAUGGAGGAGAUUGUGAGGGCCAUGACGCAUGUAAUCAACCAGGGCAUGUCCAUGUACUGGGGCACAUCACGCUGGUCUGCCAUGGAAAUCAUGGAGGCGUACUCUGUAGCCCGGCAGUUCAACCUCAUCCCUCCAGUGUGUGAGCAGGCCGAGUAUCACUUCUUCCAGCGGGAAAAGGUGGAGACUCAGCUCCCAGAGCUCUAUCACAAGAUAGGUGUGGGUGUGGUCUCGUGGUCUCCAUUGGCCUGUGGGAUCAUCACAGGGAAGUAUGACAACGGCAUCCCAGAAACGUCCAGAGCCUCUAUGAAGCCAUACCAGUGGCUGCGUGAGAAGAUAACGAGCGAGGAUGGGAGGAAGCAGCAGGCCAAACUGAAGGAGCUGACUCACAUCGCUGAGAAGCUCGGCUGCACCCUGCCACAGCUAGCCAUAGCCUGGUGUCUGAGAAAUGAGGGUGUGAGCUCAGUGCUGCUGGGCUCCUCCAACCCCGUCCAGCUAACAGAGAACCUGGGGGCCAUUCAGGUGAUUCCGAAGAUGACAACAGGAAUUGCCUCUGAAGUGGAUAAUUUACUUGGCAACCGUCCCCACAGAAAACUCUUUAAACCGAAAACUUUUCACUCAGCUUGUCAGAAAAAAUAAAUGCAUGGAAGCAUAUCUGCCUGGAGCGACGUUUCUAUGUCAUUUAAAUAAAAUACAACUGUGAGAGCAACUGCAUCCCAUGAACUGGUGUUAAAGAACGGACGGAUCUAUAAUGAACAGAACAUGUGUUCCAGACUGCCCGCGAUGUACAUGACAAGUUGUUUACUCUGUUGGUGUUGCGUAUGAAGACUGUGAUAAAGUAUAGUGCCUGGCCAAAAGAGACCGGAUCACACAUGCCAAACUGACAACUGCUUGCGACCGCAGUAGGCUGGUUGAAAAUAAGGUGUUUUAUAAUUAAAUGUUUUAGUACAUGAUAGACUGGGUUCCUUAUAGUUCACAUUAAUUACAACACCAAAUGAGCUAAGUUUCAUUGAAAAUAUCUGUAGACUGUUAUAUCUAUUUUCCUUCAUAAGCAGCUGUGUCAGAACAUGUUUUUAUCUCCAUGUGUUUCAGUAAUUACUUUUUUAAUGUAUGAUUAUUGUAUAUUUCUUAACCCUCUGCAGUAGUGAAAUUACAAUUCAAACCCAGUCGGGUUUUUUUUUUGUCUGUUUUGUUGAUAUAUGAUGAGGAAAGUUAAUGGAAAAUGGGAAGUUAAGGGAAAAUCCAGACACAUUGACAUCCACUGAAUACAACGUCAACCACCUGCACCCAUUGCACCAGGAACUUUCCAUCAUCUCCCUGAAGCCUGUUUAGCUAUGGCAAUGAUGUUUGUUCAAUUUAAGCUUCCGGUCUAAUAAAAUGUGAAUUAUUGGUGUUUGUUGUUGCAUUUGUACAGCCAAAUAAAUGCUGUAUAAUAUA